GUCUGCGUCUUCCUAGUCUUAUUACUGUAACUUUUUUAGCUCUAGAUAUCAGAGUGAGAAUGGAAAUCCAGAUCUAAACAUUGUAGUAAAGAACACAACAAUGUGAUUUUAACACAUAGUAUGCUUACUGAGCCAUCUCAUUCAUUUACUUGGUUGAAAAUAUGUGAUUGUGUGCCAACUUUAAUAUAAAUCAGCAUGAGUCGAAGUGUUCGUGAUUUACGUGACCUAAUUUGUGUCUCGCGAUUAACAUACCGUGAAAGUGACGAGGAAGAUGUAGGUAGUGACCAAGAGGAGGUAACUGCAGAUUUAGAUGCCUUAUCAUUGACAAGUAGUGGCUCUGAUACACCUACAACUUCCUUAAAGGAUCCAUCCAGAGCAAUCUCACCUGACUCUGGAUUUGUAACUAAUGGGUCUCCAACAGAAUCCAACUCCAAACAAGCAGCAGGUUCUAAACCAGGUUCUAAAAAGAAGCGACGGAAAAAAUUACAUACAUUUCCAACUCGACAUGACUUACCGAAAUCCUCUCCACUUCCUCCAUUGUCUUCAAAACAAACUAAUCAACCGGCAUGUGCGUCUGGGAAAUCAUCCCAUGAUAAGGGUAAUUUUGAUCAGAUGAUGUGUUUUAUGGAUGCCACCGUAGUAUCUGGUUGGUUAACUCGUGCGACUGACUCUGUAGAUGAUCUCUCCAAAUUUUGUAAUGCUAAUGACAAUUUUGUUCAGUUUGCUCAUUUUUGGUUGUCUGAUUUUCCAGAUGUACAAAAACAAGAAAUAUAUGAACUUGAAUUUAAUAUUCUCAUGGAAGAAAUAGGUCUGGCGUUUGCUGCCGGUAGAGACAAUCGGCAGAUAGUGCAUCGAGAUGUUUUAAAUUUAGUAUCUGCAUUGUUUAGAGAAUAUCCAGGGAAAUUAGUUAGUUCCAAAGGAUCACAUUUAUUUUUAAACUAUUUAGAUAUCAUGUCAUCAACGAAUGAAAAAGACAAGUAUCGAAAGCUUUUAUCUGAUGUUCGAUGCUCAACACGGAAUAGACAAUAUGCUCAGUGGCUACUGGCUAUUAGAUCCUUUGCUUUGGUUAAUGUAUGGACAGCAAUUACAAACUUUUUCCGUAAUUUACGUGGAGAACCACUUAACACGACGUAUCCCACAUCAAGUGCUCCUCCUAAUGUUCACCAGUACAGAUUUUCACAGGCAAUAAGGCAUGAUUAUAUUGAUGUUAUUCACUAUUUGAUAGUAAGUGGUCGUGUUAAUCCAAACUACACAGAUAAUCAUAAUAGAACCUGUAUAUUUACUGCCGUGAUGCACAAUAAACCAAAAGUUGUACAAUAUCUUCUUCACAGGGUGAAGCCAGCUAUAGAUAUUAAUUUACCAUCAGAUACUGGAAAUACUGCACUUCAUGCUGCUGCUAAUACUGGUCAUUAUUCAGUAGUUAGUGAAUUAUUAUCAUGUCCAGAUAUUGACAUUAACUGUAAAAACAUGCAGUGUGAGCAGGCCACUCCGAUACAUUAUGCUGUUAUGCAUGGUCAUGUGAAAGUGGUUGAGUUGUUACUGAAAUCAGGUGCAGAUAAAAACCUGAAAAUGGGUGGUUUAUCAAAUUCAAUGGAUAUUGCCAGAGACUUUGGUCAUAUAGAUAUAUUAAAGAUGUUACUACAAUAGGUAACAU
Messenger RNA from Lottia gigantea (owl limpet), 1654 nucleotides. RefSeq lists its product as hypothetical. Bases 196 to 1647 code for a protein of 483 amino acids. Lineage: Eukaryota; Metazoa; Mollusca; Gastropoda; Lottiidae. The record is from RefSeq and is a predicted model, not a curated record. Gene Ontology annotation, molecular function: protein binding. The transcript is spliced from 4 exons.